AAAGAAAUAGAAAAGAAAAAGAGCGAGUGCAGUGCAAGUGCAGAGAGAGAGAGAGAGAGAGAGACACUUCUCUUUUUCUACGUUUCAUCUAACCAUUGCGUCUUUCUGAUCAAAGUCAAAACACACCCAUAAAGACCACCAUUCACAACCUUCUCUCCCUUUCAACAACAACACACUGGUUUUCGCUUCCACUUUCUUAAGCACGCGGUAUUUGUUUUUCCAUCUUCUCUCUCCACUUUCCAACAUUACAUUACAUUACUUACAAACAAAAUAUAUUCACACCCUUUUCUUCUGAUUCGGUUUUUCAAUUUUCCGUUUUAUUUAGAGAGGAAAAAAAGGGAGAAAGGGGUCUUUUUUCCUUUUCUUUUCUCCUGGGUUUUGGUCUUUAACGCCAGAAUCUGAAACAGCAACGCAAACUCACAACGUUGUUUGUUCUCAUUUACAUACGCAAACGCUUGUGUUUGUUUAUGUUAUGCCUAUGGUUUCUGUUCUUUGUUACCGAGCCCAACCCGAACAUUAAUCCAAUCCAAUUUCGCCGAAACGUGACGCCAUGCGAAAAAAAGCUGGUGAAUUUACAAGCUUUGAAUAUUGAUUGUGGUACCCUUUUCACCCUUCGUCAUUGCUGUGUUCAGGGAUCAAGAAGGACGAUCACAUGAAUGGGAAUUUGAGAAUCCAAAUUUGAGUGGAGGCUGAUUGGUUUUGUGUUGAAUUUUUGGAUCUGUUUUCUUGGUGGGAAUGAGGAUGAAGUCGAGGUCACUGGAUGAGUGGAGGAGUUACUUUGGGAGUGCGAAUUCGGAUAUAUUUGAGAUAAUUGAGCAUGCCAUCAUUGUGGCGGCUUCGGAUUGUCCUAAGGAGUUUAGAGUGAGGAGGGAUGGAAUCGCGGAGAGGUUGUUCUCUUCAAGGUUGACUCGGUGUUUGGGAUGUGACCGUGUGGAGUUGGCUGUGGCUGUGUCUGGGGAUGGUAAAGAGAAAGCAGAUGAUGAUGGUCAUGAUGAUGGUCUUGAUGACAGGGGUUGCAAGAUUGUGGGGUUUGAGAGAGAAGAAGAAGCAGGGGCAAGCAAAGAGAGCAAGGUCAAUGGUGGCGGAGAUUUGGAUGUGAACCCUGUUAGCAACUAUAGCUUUGGGGAGGCCGAGGCAUUGACGGAUGAGAUUGAAGAGGAAUCUCAGUAUAUAGGGGAGAUUUUGAGGAUCAGGGACAUUCUUCAUAACCGUGAAGAAGAGUCUGAGUCUGUAUUGCUUGAUUCAUUGAGGAGGCUUAAGCUCAUUGAACUCACUGUGGAUUGUCUGAAGGCAACUGAGAUUGGCAAAGCUGUCAACCCUCUCAGAAAGCAUGGGUCAAAAUAUAUCCGUCAACUUGCAAAGACUCUCAUCGAUGGCUGGAAAGAAAUGGUGGAUGAAUGGGUAAAGGCCACUGCUACCACAGCUAUUCCAGUAGGUUCUGAAGGCACACCUGAUUCAGUAAAUCCAUCUGUUGUUGAUGAUGAUGAUGAAGAAGAAGGACUUCCAUCUCCUCCUUUGGAUGAAGGGGCUUUCUUUGUAACUCAAACUGGUUCAAUGGAACUCUCACAGUUCUUUGAUGGCAUGGAUGAUGAUGGAAAUCCUCGACCAACUGAGCAGUUCAACAAGAACCGUGAGAAUGGGAGAAGGCCAGCUUUGAACGGCCAACUUAUAGAAAAGAGGAAGUUGCAAGCCUCCCAUGAGACAGACAUCUCCACCAGGGACAGGGAGGUUAAGAGUCAGCAACCAAAGAAAAAUGAGGCUGCUGUGUGGCUAAAUAAACCAGUUACUGCUGAUUCCGGUCCUGGAAGACCACCAAAAUCAAAUAUGCAAAGAAAAAGUAACAUGGAGCCAAAGAUGCAGCAAAAAGUAGAGAACAAUUCAAACACAAGGAGGCCUCCCACCGGUCAGCUAGAUAAAUCCAUGCGUUCAGAUGAUGCGGCAGUCCAAGUGAAGCUCGAAGCCACCAAGAGGAAACUUCAGGAGAGCUAUCAACAAGUUGAAAAUGCUAAGAAGCAGAGAACAAUACAAGUUAUGGAAAUAAAUGAUAUCCCCAAGCAAGUUGUCCGCAGAAAUCCACAUUUCAAACCUGGAUAUCACAAUAGGCAGUGGGCUAAUGCAAGGAGAUGAAGCUAUUCUAUGGUGGACCUGCAGCAUUCUAUGGAUUGAAGAUUCAUCCAAUUGACUGUAGAAAAUAACAAAUCCAUUCACCAUUUGGACUUGCAUAGAGUUAUUUUGAUUUAGAGGGAAGUAAACCUUGAAAUUAAAACGCUGUUUAUUUCCCAAGUUAUAGGAGUUAAGUACAUAGGAAUUUUGUUCUUCAACAUUGGAUUUAGAAGAGGAUCCUAACUUGGCACCUCUACUUUUGACUUGCUUCCAUAAUGAUUGUCUAUAGAAGUCUCGAUUUUUCUGGACAUUUUUUUGUCCCAUGUGACAUAAUAUAGGGUCUCAUAAAAGUUAGCAUAUAUAGCCUUGGAAAGUGCUUUGUCACAACCUCAAUGGUCUUGUCUAAAAUCCUAGAUUUGAUGUACAAGAAUUUUAAUUUUCAAUAACAUUGAAUUAUUACUUUGAAGCCUUUUUCA
This is a messenger RNA of Cajanus cajan (pigeon pea), 2579 nucleotides long. Lineage: Eukaryota; Viridiplantae; Streptophyta; Magnoliopsida; Fabales; Fabaceae. The record is from RefSeq and is a predicted model, not a curated record.